This is a messenger RNA of Drosophila takahashii, 1305 nucleotides long. It is a transcript of the gene grass, whose product is annotated as Gram-positive Specific Serine protease. Gene Ontology annotation, molecular function: serine-type endopeptidase activity. Lineage: Eukaryota; Metazoa; Arthropoda; Insecta; Diptera; Drosophilidae. The record is from RefSeq and is a predicted model, not a curated record. Gene Ontology annotation, biological process: proteolysis.
AGCUAUCUCCCAGUCGAGCUUGAGACGUCUGUUUGCCCAGAAUUCCGCAUCACACUACCGGUUCCGAUCAGUCCAGAUCAGCGAUUCCAGCGAGAUGAUUGGCAGCAGCCUCGUCGUCAUAUAUGGCAUUGCCCUCGUGUCGUCGAUGGGCGUGCAAUCUGCCCGAGCAGAUUACGCCGACGGAUGCCAAACACCUGACGGCGACCAGGGCCAGUGCAUGCCCUUCUCCUCCUGCCGGAACAUCGAGGAGCGGCUCCAACAGGCCCAGAAAUCCGGACAGAAAGUGCCGGCGGACUAUGCCAGCUAUCUGCAGAGGGCCUCCUGCGGGGAGUUCGAUGGUGUGCGUCAUUUCUGCUGUGCUUCCGCCCAGAUCCAGCACAAUUCCAAGGUGAUGACCCUGUUCAAGGAUGAGAACUUCGACUGCGGCAAUUUCCUCAGUCAACGAGUGGCCAAUGGCUACGAGGUGAAGCUCUCCUCCAGACCCUGGAUGGCCCUGCUCCGUUACAAUCAGUUUGGGGAGUCCAAGUUCCUCUGCGGCGGCGCCAUGAUCUCCGAACGCUACAUCCUAACUGCUGCUCACUGUGUCCAUGGACUUCAGAAUGACCUCUACGAGAUUCGCCUGGGUGAGCACCGCAUCUCCACGGAUGAGGACUGCCGGCAGCAGGGACGCAAAAAGAAGUGUGCUCCGCCGGUUGUGGAUGUGGGCAUUGAGAAGCACCUGGUCCAUGAAAAGUACGAUAACCGUCGCAUUAUGAACGACAUUGCCUUGCUGCGACUGAACACAAGUGUUCCUUUUCAAAAACACAUCAAACCCAUUUGCCUGCCCAUCACGGAUGAACUGAAGCAGAAGGCGGAGCAGAUCAGCAGCUUCUUCGUCACCGGCUGGGGGACCACGGAAAAGGGUUCCGCCUCAGAUGUGCUGCUCCAGGCGAAUGUGCCUCUCCAGCCGCGCUCCGCCUGUUCGCAGGCCUACAAAAGAGAUGUGCCCUCCACGCAGCUUUGUGUGGGCGGUGGUGAUCUGCAGGAUUCCUGCAAAGGUGACUCCGGUGGUCCACUCCAGGCGCCCGCCCAGUACUUAGGCGAGUUUGCCCCCAAAAUGGUCGAAUUCGGAAUUGUGAGCCAGGGUGUCGUGAGCUGUGGACAAAUUAGCCUUCCCGGUCUGUAUACCAAUGUCGGAGAGUACGUCCAGUGGAUCACGGACACCAUGGCCAGCAAUGGCCUGUGAGGAGAGUCGUCAGUUUUUUAGAGUGUACCUUAGUAAUUAGUCCAACCCAAAAAUAUAAUAUACACAUAUUUGUAAACUCA